CUUCAGAUGGAAGUUGUUUGAACCUCUCUUCGCCAGUUUCCCUCCACGCUCGGUCUUUGCCCCAGAUUCAAUACGUUUUAUGAACUAAACAUUGAGAUCUGCUCUACUCGCGGGGAUUUUAAAAGUGUCUGUUGAGUCGACAAGAAUUUGUGACACUGUUAGGGUCUGGAAUUGAAAGGAAUAACCGAGUGGGAUGGUGACAGGUGUAAUCGCUAGUGCCAUGGACUAGAAGCCACUUCUUCACAGUUUAAUUUUGACCAGAAGGAGGUUCGUUAUCCACUGGGCCGUGGAGAUCCGCGAAUUGCGUUGUACAGAAGAGCAGUUAAACCGCAUAAUCUGGAAGUAAGGAACACAUACGGACACUACUUCGAGACCUGGAAGAGGGAGAAUUAGUAGCAGUGUGGAAGUGGAAGUGGAAGUGAAACGAAACAAAGAGAUGAUGGAGUGAAGGGAACGGCAGCAUGUUCCAACCGAACGGUUUGUCGGGCGCCGUGAGCUACGCCGACUCCACUCCACCCAGCAGCGGUACUAACACCGGGAACUUUCUGGGGGUCGCUGCAGCUGUCGGGAGCACGGCACAUCACCAGCAUCCCGUCUAUGUUCCCUCUAACCGAGCAAUGAUGGGGGGACUUCCCCAGCACCACCACCACCCGCAGUACAGCCCCUCGGGGGGACCCACAACCAACUCCCACCACUUCGUAGGAGGAUCCACCAGCAGCGCCAGCUCGUGGCACCAUCAGCCAGGGGCACCGGACAGCUACAUGACGGCGGCCGCUUCCCACCAUCAUCAUCAUCACCACCUGGGUACGGGAGCACCACAUCACCAGACCCCACUCUCAAGUCCGUUCUACGCUCAGAACGCGAUGAUGAUGUCCUCGUGGAGAGCUUACGACAGCACCGGCUUCCAAAGGACGUCUCCAUAUGAUGGAGCAAUGGAAUUUCAGUUCGGUGAAGGUCGCGAAUGUGUGAACUGCGGUGCCAUUUCGACUCCCCUGUGGCGUCGGGACGGUACUGGCCACUACCUGUGCAACGCUUGCGGUCUCUACCACAAGAUGAACGGCAUGAACCGCCCGCUCAUAAAACCGUCCAAGAGGCUGACCGCCACGCGACGCUUAGGCCUGUGUUGCACCAAUUGCGGGACUCGUACCACGACGCUAUGGCGUCGAAACAACGAAGGUGAACCCGUAUGUAAUGCUUGCGGCCUAUACUUCAAGUUGCAUGGCGUCAAUCGCCCGCUCGCCAUGCGGAAGGACGGCAUCCAGACGAGAAAGCGCAAACCGAAGAAGCAACAGUCUGCUAGUGGUGGGGGCACUUCUGGGGAAAAGGCGCAGGACGACUUAAACGAGCCCAAACUCAGCCCAGGACACGCGCAGUCAAAUGAUGGGGCUGGCAGCACUGUCCACCAGUCGAAGACAUCCUUGGACGACCCUCAUCCGUACUUGGGCCACACGUCCCUGCUUGCCCCACCUAUCAAGUCAGAACCUCCAGAACACCAGUUCAACAAGAUGAUACCCACCAGCACACCUGCUUCGACAACAACAGCAACUGGCGUCUACUCGAGCUUAACUGCCCCAAAUCAUCACCAUCACCAACUUAAUAAUCAUCAGAUAUUUGGUUUUCCACCGCCUCCAGCACCCGUAGCACCAGGUUCAGCGGGUGAUAUCAGUAGUUAUGUCAUGGGUCAUCAUUCCGCACAUCAUCAUCACCAUCACCAUCAUCACAUGACCGCAGCAAAAUUAAUGGCAACGACAUAGUGAGAUUAUUGCUUUACAAGUACACAGAAGAUUUCAUCUGGGAGACAAACUUACCACCAGCGUUUCGGUGGAACUUGCUGCCACUUCUUCAGUUCUUCUGUAAGGUUGGUAGUAUUUUUACUUGUCGACACGUCGCUAUCGGCCUUUCGGAAGAACCUGCUCCCUCGUUUGAAACUUUCUCCGAUCACACUGUAGUGUUUUAUUCCCAGGCAUUGUGUUAUACCCAGAAUAUUACGAAACGAACACUAAUCGCCAUAGACUAUUCAAAUAAACAGCGAAGUUGUAAGCUGCAAAUUCUGAAUUAAACUGCUUGAAACUUGGAGACAAUUGUGGAAAUAUCUUCUGUGUUUGUUUAUGGCUUAUUUUAUGAGGUCCUCAAUAGCUCAGACUGUGUAGCGCCGGACGACAAGAUGAUUAAUGAAUUAUGCAUAAGAAAGGAUGUGGAAGGUAGACAGAGCAGCCGGUCUCUUGGCCGAAAUUUGCAAGAAUUUCCUCGUAUGAAGCAGCGCGUUAACCUCCACAGUGCUAUCUUAAGUACCUCGUACGUUAUUUAGUAGCAAGAAAUAUGUGAUCUGAAGUUGAAAACGUCUGGUUCUGAGUUCACAGAACACGAAUUCUAUGACGUCAUAGACGAUCGGAAUUACUCAGUUUCUGGGCUUUGUUCAUCAGCCGGUAUUCAAAAGAAUAAAAUAUUUCGGAAACUGGAUCUGUUUCCAUUCCCAGGUGACAGGCUGGGGAGCAUCUACUCUGCUGGGCCCGUUAUGAAGAGCUAACAUCAGUCACAGUGACUGAAGUUAUGAAAGGUUGUCCCGAGUCAGAAACCAUUACAAUUGACGUGACAGAUGAUAUUCAGUAUAAGUAUUUCUGCGGCGCUGAGUCCUUCUUGAGAAACUGCUGAUCGCUCAGCCUCUCAAGAAUUUCCCAACAUUUAUGGAGCCCUAAGGUUCAUUACAGUAUACACAAGAGCCCCCACUGGUCCUCAUCUUAAGCCAGAGUAGUCUAGUCCAUACCAUCUCAUAUUAUUUCUCUAAGAUACAUUUUAAUAUUAUCUUCUCACCUAUGUCUGGGUCCUUCUUGUGGUCUCUUUCCUUCUGGCUUUCCCAUCAAAACUCUUUUAUGGAUUCGUUUUCUCCUCAUGAGUGUUACAUGUCCUGUCCAUUACAGACUCAUUGACUUGGUCAAUUUAAUUACAUUUGGCGAAGAGUAGAAGUUACAAAGCUCCUCAUUAUGCAAUUUUAUCCAGCCUUCUAUCGAUGGUCUUCAACAUCCACUGAUAAUUUGUGUUUAUUUUUAAGUGAUCAGUUAUAACAAUUUACCAAAUUUCCGGUGUUAAUUUCAGUGUUUUAUAUGAAAUAGAGCUCUGCAAGGGACAGCCGUAACUCAAAAUAAUGUUACACGGCAUACCUAAAAGAAACUGACGGCCACCAGCAACAACUUGUAGUGGCUGAAAGUAGUGAAUUAUGUAUUGAGUAAUUAUAUUUUUUCGAGCGCCAUCACAAACCGGAAGUCACAGUUUUACACGUGAGACAUCUCAUUCAGAUAACGAAAUUUAAUAAUAUAAUUUAGUAUUCUGAUGAAAAGUUGCCAAUCCUGUUUUGCAUCUAUGAAUCUGGAGUUCUGUGCACAUUAUUUGGUCUGGGGUUGUCAAGCAUCGACCCAUAUAAAGAGACUGGCCACCUUAAUCUCAUUAGUUGAGACUGGCCACCUUGAUCUCAUUAGUUUAACCAUCAGCCAAGCAGAAAUGAUGCACAGUCAAAAGAGUGAUUCAUUUUAAUAUAUCGUAUAUAUAUAUAUCCCAUAUUUUAGCUGAUUUAAUGUGCUCCUUUCUCACCUUAAGCAUUACAAAUUUUUAAAUAUAUAAAUCACGUGAAAGCACUGUGGAUCUAGGCCAUAAAAUUUAUUGUAUGUAAUUGUUCUGCUGUGAUCGUGAGAUUUCUGUGUCGUGUUUUGUGAUGUAAUGAUGCAUAUUUUGUGUUUACAUGUUUUAGAAUAGGAAAUGUGAGUGCAUGUUAGACACCAUGACAGAGAAACAAACUUUGUUCAAUACCCAUACAUUUGCAAUUGUCGAGUAACUUUUUAAGUGUUUUGCAGUAACCCAUGUAUAUAAAUAAAAUAUUAAAAACUGAAUUAACUCACACUCUGUAUGGUUCAUUAAUUCCUUCCCGUUCUAGUUGAGAAAGUAGGACGUAUAAUAUUUUGACAACUAAACUUUCAUUUCCACCAAUCCACACGACUUAUUCAUCAUUCUACCAGAGACAACAGAAAAGCAGUAGAACUGAAAAUACAUCAAAAGUUGCUAUCCUGUAAAUUUCAAGCCGUCAUUACAUGUGUAGGAAUUGAAAUUCUCAUGAAGAUGAAGAUUUCUAUCUCCUGGGAUACAACGCGGUAAGGUGUGUUGGAAGUCAACAGACUUUCAGGAAGAACGUGCCACCUCCAUCUUCAGGGUCGAAGAAUAAGCCAAGAAAGAA
Messenger RNA from Cryptotermes secundus, 4222 nucleotides. RefSeq names its product GATA-binding factor A-like. The record is from RefSeq and is a predicted model, not a curated record. Bases 462 to 1754 code for a protein of 430 amino acids. Lineage: Eukaryota; Metazoa; Arthropoda; Insecta; Blattodea; Kalotermitidae. The transcript is spliced from 7 exons. Gene Ontology annotation, molecular function: RNA polymerase II cis-regulatory region sequence-specific DNA binding; zinc ion binding; DNA-binding transcription factor activity, RNA polymerase II-specific. Gene Ontology annotation, biological process: positive regulation of transcription by RNA polymerase II; cell fate commitment; negative regulation of transcription by RNA polymerase II.